AUGGGAAAACCAAACAGUAAGCUCGCUCCAGAGAUGCUUCAGGACUUAGUUCAAAGCACAGAAUUCACAGAGCAAGAACUGAAGCAUUGGUAUAAAGGAUUCCUGAAGGAUUGUCCAUCUGGCAUCCUUAACCUACAAGAAUUCCAGCAGCUCUACAUUAAGUUUUUCCCAUAUGGUGAUGCCUCCAAAUUUGCUCAGCAUGCCUUUCGUACAUUUGACAAAAAUGGAGAUGGUACUAUUGAUUUCCGGGAAUUCAUCUGUGCUCUGAGUGUCACAUCACGUGGGAGUUUUGAGCAGAAGCUAAACUGGGCAUUUGAGAUGUAUGAUUUAGAUGGAGAUGGGAAGAUCACAAGACUGGAAAUGCUGGAGAUUAUUGAGGCCAUUUAUAAAAUGGUCGGCACCGUAAUUAUGAUGCGCAUGAAUCAGGAUGGCCUGACUCCACAACAGAGAGUUGACAAAAUCUUCACAAAGAUGGACAAGGACAGAGAUGAUCAAAUCACCCUGGAAGAGUUUAAAGAGGCAGCAAAAAGUGACCCCUCCAUAGUGCUUCUCUUGCAGUGUGAUAUGCAAAAAUAGCCUCAUCCGUUUUCACGGCUCAGUUGAGCACCCUGCAUGCA
Messenger RNA from Bufo bufo (common toad), 617 nucleotides. It is a transcript of the gene HPCAL4, whose product is annotated as hippocalcin like 4. Bases 1 to 576 code for a protein of 191 amino acids. The record is from RefSeq and is a predicted model, not a curated record. The transcript has 3 exons. Gene Ontology annotation, molecular function: calcium ion binding. Lineage: Eukaryota; Metazoa; Chordata; Amphibia; Anura; Bufonidae.